AUGUCCACGCCCUUCCUCACCCCUGCCAGCCGCGGCUGUUUUUCCGAGUUGGGAUGUCAGGACUCCGGUGGAGGUUGGAAUGCGGUACUUUGUGCGGUUCAUUUGCGCGCGGGCCGAGGAUAG
Molecule: messenger RNA, 123 nt
Organism: Plenodomus lingam JN3
Lineage: Eukaryota; Fungi; Ascomycota; Dothideomycetes; Pleosporales; Leptosphaeriaceae
Source: RefSeq, a predicted model, not a curated record